UGGUUGUUUAAAAAAAUCAUAAGAAACCCAAAGCAUAACAAUGAGCAUGUGCUGGUUCAUAACAACUUUAGCCAUUACUGCUUUCUUUUCUUCCCUUGCGUAUGCUUAUGAUAACAACCCUCUACAGGAUAUAUGUGUUGCAGUUAACGACUCUAAGGCUUCAGUUUUCGUGAAUGGAAAGAUUUGCAAAGACCCAAAGCUUGCAAAAGCAGAUGAUUUCUUUGCUUCAGGUCUUAAUGUUAGUGGAAAUGUAGUGCCCGGGUUAGGUUUUGCUACAAAGACUGUGGAUGUUAAGAACAUGCCUGGACUUAACACUCUUGGUAUUUCUGUUGGUCGUCUUGACUUGGAACCACAAUGUCUUCUCCCACUUCACACGCACCCUCGAGCUGCUGAGCUGAUAACUCUCCUGGAGGGUAAUGUCUAUGUAGGAUUUUUUGUCCCUGAUGUUGCAAACUUCUUUAAGAGUCGUCUAUUUUCCAAAAUCUUGAAUCCUGGAGAUGUGUUUGCCUUCCCAAAAGGUCUUAUUCACUUCCUGUAUAAUGUGGGACAUAAAAAAGCUACAGUUCUCGCCGUUUUCAAUAGUCAAAAUCCUGGAUUUGUCAUGAUUCCUAAUUCAAUCUUUGCUUCAAAUCCACCUGUUCUAGACGACGUUCUUGCUGAAGGCUUCCAUCUUAGUAAGACACAGAUUGCAGAACUUCGAAAGAAAUUCUCUUAGGCUAUAUAUGUCAUUAAAAAUGUGAUUCUGUGUAGUGUACUUUUGUCUAAUAACCACCGUCUUAUGAAAGCGUUGGAAUAAUACUUUUCUCUAAUAAUUACUGUUUGUUGUAUUUUUCCUGUAUUUGGAGUGAACUUAUUCAUUCAUGGAAGCUGGAAUUUUCCCUAA
Molecule: messenger RNA, 883 nt
Organism: Lycium barbarum (goji berry)
Lineage: Eukaryota; Viridiplantae; Streptophyta; Magnoliopsida; Solanales; Solanaceae
Product: germin-like protein subfamily 1 member 17
Exons: 2
Coding region: 41-715 (224 amino acids)
Cellular component (GO): cell wall
Molecular function (GO): manganese ion binding
Source: RefSeq, a predicted model, not a curated record